This is a messenger RNA of Maylandia zebra (zebra mbuna), 2153 nucleotides long. It is a transcript of the gene entpd4, whose product is annotated as ectonucleoside triphosphate diphosphohydrolase 4. Lineage: Eukaryota; Metazoa; Chordata; Actinopteri; Cichliformes; Cichlidae. Gene Ontology annotation, biological process: UDP catabolic process; CTP metabolic process. Gene Ontology annotation, molecular function: UDP phosphatase activity; GDP phosphatase activity; ribonucleoside triphosphate phosphatase activity. The record is from RefSeq and is a predicted model, not a curated record. Gene Ontology annotation, cellular component: Golgi apparatus; membrane.
GUGGAAGAAGAAAAAAACAAGACGGGCGGCUGUUUGCUCACAGGCUUCCGAUCCGGGCUACGCGGAGAUAAAAAUCAAUCACCACGUCUCGACUACCACGUCACUCACCGGAUUCCUUCUCGUACCUUUACGUUAGUUAGCCAGAGGUUAGCAUCUGGCUGCUAAUAAACGCCUCAUUUUCAAGAAAAGGGGGGAUUUUCACACCUUUCCUAGUCACAAUGAUAAAUGAAGACAUCAGGACGUUUGGAACAAGGCAGAUAUUCAUCUUCCAGCUUCAUGCUUUAUAGUGAUAAGUAAAGCAACAAGUAGAAGAAAUGUCCAUCAUGGGAAGGAUCAGCUUUUCGUGCCUUUUCCCAGCUUCGUGGCACUUCAGCCUCUCAUCCCAGGUUCUUCCUCGGCUCCUGAUACCAUCAAUCAGACAGCUGCUCUUCAUCAGUCUAGUGGUCUGCCUCAUAGGGCUGCUCUACCUGCUGCUUGUUGCUGGAAAGGGGCACGUCAGCUGGAUCACAAAGGAAAAUCACUUCCACAGGCAUUUAGCCAGGGUCACUGAUAUCGACGCAACAGACACAACCAACCCCAACCUGAACUACGGUCUGGUAGUGGACUGUGGCAGCAGUGGCUCCAGGGUGUUCGUGUACUGCUGGCCCCGGCACAACGGUAAUCCCCACGAACUGCUGGACAUCCGGCAAAUGCGAGAUCAGAACCGCAAGCCAGUGGUCAUGAAAAUCAAGCCAGGUAUUUCCGAAUUGGCUAAAACACCGGAGAAAGCCAGUGAUUAUAUCCCACUGCUGAGCUUUGCAGCCCAGCACAUCCCCAAACACAAGCACCAGGAAACACCCUUGUAUGUCCUGUGCACAGCUGGAAUGAGAAUCCUACCCGAAAAUCAACAGGAAGCACUUCUGGAGGAUCUGCGCACAGAUAUCCCAGUCCACUUCAACUUCCUCUUCUCGGAUUCCCACGUGGAAGUGAUUUCUGGAAAACAAGAAGGUGUCUAUGCUUGGAUUGGAAUCAACUUUGUCCUUGGAAGAUUUGACCAUGUGCACAAUGACGGCGAGGCUGUAGUGGAGGUACAUGUUCCAGGCGGCGAUCAGCAGGAGAUGCUGUUGAGGAAAAGGACUACAGGUGUCCUGGACAUGGGUGGUGUCUCCACACAGAUUGCGUACGAAGUGCCCAAAACUGAUGAAAUCGCCAAGAACUUACUGGCCGAGUUUAACUUGGGGUGUGACGUGCAUCGCACAGAGCAUGUGUAUCGUGUUUAUGUGUCCACCUUUCUGGGUUAUGGAGGAAAUGCAGCACGCCAAAGAUAUGAGGAGAAUCUCAUCAGAAAUACUGCAGCCCGAAACAGGCUCUUAGAUCAGCAUAUUGGUGAAACAGUGGAGUCUCCACUGCUGGACCCAUGUCUACCCACUGACCUGCAGGAUGAGAGGCCACCUACGCAGCACCUGUAUCUGCGAGGCACUGGAGACUUUGACCAGUGUAGGCAAAUUCUCCAGCCAUUCCUAAACCGCACCAAUGACACCCAAACCUCCCUCAAUGGCGUCUACCAGCCGGCAAUUGACUACAGCAACAGUCAGUUCUAUGGCUUCUCUGAGUUCUACUACUGCAUGGAGGAUGUGCUGCGCAUGGGUGGAGAUUAUAAUGCUUCGAAGUACGCCAAGGCUGCCAAGAGUUAUUGUGCCACCCAGUGGAAGAUUCUGAGGGAACGCUUUGAGUCUGGGUUAUAUGCCUCACAUGCAGAUCUCCAUAGAUUGAAGUACCAGUGUUUUAAAUCGGCAUGGAUGUAUGAAGUAUUGCACACAGGCUUCUCUUUUCCAACCAAUUAAAACCUAAAGACUGCUUUAUUGGUCUACGAUAAGGAGGUCCAGUGGACUCUUGGAGCUAUACUUUACAGAACACGGUUUCUGCCUUUAAGGGACAUCCAACAGGGCCUGAAAGGAGCGCACUCUCACUGGCGACACAGCUUCUUUGUCAACAAUCACUACUUAUUCCUGGCUUGCUUCUUCAUCGUUUUGCUUUCUAUUAUACUGUACUUACGGCGACUCCGCCGCAUUCAUCGGCGCACAUCGGCGUUGCACCCCUCGUCUGUACCGUGGCUGGAAGAGGGCCUUGGCUCGCCAACAAUCCUAUCAAUCUCUAAAAUUUGUAGAGCGUAA